This is a messenger RNA of Sipha flava (yellow sugarcane aphid), 1338 nucleotides long. Its product is annotated as zinc finger BED domain-containing protein 4-like. Bases 1 to 1338 code for a protein of 445 amino acids. The transcript is spliced from 3 exons. The record is from RefSeq and is a predicted model, not a curated record. Lineage: Eukaryota; Metazoa; Arthropoda; Insecta; Hemiptera; Aphididae.
AUGAGGUCACACACGUGCCGGAGUGGCGAAAAACGGGCCCGAGAGAAAAUUCGGUACCAGGAGAUCAGGAGUAGCGAGCAACAUUUGAAGAGAAAACAUCUUGCACACCUUAAUCCUAUUAUAGAAACUGAAGAACAAUUAGACUCAGAUGUACUAUCAGCCGGUCCUUCUACUAGUUCUAAUUUACAAUUAGAACAUUCAGUUUCUAAUACGAGUUCACAGCAGCCCUGUAUUUCACCUAUACCUAAACGUUCUCGCCAGUUAAAAUUAUUUGGUUCGAUUAGAGGUAAUGAAUUAUCCAAAGUAGAAAAAGGUUCGAUAGACAAAAGUCUAAUCAAAAUGAUUUCUGUUGAUUAUCAACCACUUUCAUUAGUUGAUAAUAUUGGAUUUUUGGAGUAUUCAAAAAAAUUACAGCCUUUGUAUAAGCCGCCUAGUAGGAAAACGUUAACUAUGAAAUUAUUACCGGAUGAAUAUAAUAAGAUAGCUACCAUUCUUAAAUCUAUGUUAAGAAGUGUCAACAAUGUUUCAAUUACGACUGAUAUGUGGACAUCAGAUAGCAAUAGGGCUUAUUUAACAGUUACGGGUCAUUUUAUAUUUAAUGAUCAUUUAUAUUCGCCUGUUUUAUCAACAAGAGAAAUAAUUAAAAUACAUACUGGUGCAAACAUUGCUACUUCAAUUUCAACUAUUUUAAUUGGUUUAAUUGUUAAUGAUGCAAUUACUUCAAAUGAAGAGUUAUUUAACGUGCUAAAAAAAUCCCGAGCAUUGGUUGGGCAUUUUAAACAUAGUGUUUCCGCGUCUACAAAAUUAAAAGAAAUACAAAAUCAAAUGAAUGUUCCCGAAUUAAAAGUUAAGCAAGACGUUAGUACUAGAUGGAAUUCUAGUUUGAUAAUGUUAGAAAGACUUAUUCAAAUUAAAGCACCGUUAUCUGCCGCAAUAACAUUUCUUCCUCAUGCUCCAAAUUUCUUAACUGCGUUAGAAUGGGAAUUAAUAUCUGACUGUCUUCCGUUAUUAAAACCUUUUGAAAUAAUGACAGUUGAGUUAUCCGGAGAAAAUUAUCCAACACUAUCCAUAGUUAUUCCUUUGAUACGAGGACUUCAGAAUACAUUGAGAAACAAAACGACUACAACAGCAGCAGGUACUUUACUUAAAAAAACAGCAAUCGAAGUUUUAGCUAGGCGUUUAGGGAUAUUAGAAUGCAAUAAAAUAGUAGCAAAAGCUACAUUUUUAGAUCCAAUAUUUAAAAAGACAGGAUUUAGGUUAGUGGAUAAUGCAAAUAAUACGGAGAAAUGGAUAACAGAUGAAAUUCAUUCUAUAAUGAAAAAUACUCAAGAGAACUGA